UGGUUGAACAGUAUUUGGACAAGUUAAAAUCCAUUGAUCUUAGUUAUUCCACGAACCUUAUCCAGACACCUGACUUCACAGGAGUUUCGACACUAGAGAGACUACCUUACUGGAUGCACAAAUUUGGUUGAGAUCCAUUCAUCUAUGGGACAACUCAGUAGGCUUAUUGUUUUAGAUUCAGAAAACUGUGAGUCUCUUAUCAAUCUUCCUAGCAUGUCUACUGAAAUGGAGUCCCUUAGAAUUCUUAAUCUUUUGGGCUGUGAAUCUCUUAUGACUCUUUCGGAAUUUAAGGGAAUUAUGAAAAGCCUAUCAGAACUUUAUCUGGGAAAGACUGCUAUUGAUAAACUACCCUCAUCAAUUGAAUGUUUGACUGCCCUUACUUUACUAGAUCUAAAAGACUGCCUCAAUCUCAAAUGUCUUCCAAGUAAUGUGGAUAGUUUGAUGUCUCUUGAAGAACUUGUUCUUUCGGGAUGCUUAAAACUUGCCAACUUGCCACAAAACCUUUGGAAAAUAAAGUGUUUGAAGGAACUCGAUUUGAGUGGAACUAGCAUUAGUGAAGUUCCCUCUACCAUUGGAUGUACAGAGCCAUUAGAGAGAAAUUUUUGUGUAGAACAACUUAAUCUAAGUGGGAUGUCUAGACUUGAAGGUAUUGGGAUUAAUAGUUUUGGUUGCUUUUCCUCGUUAAAAUAUUUGACACUAAGUCGAAACAGUUUUGUCACCCUGCCUGCAAGCAUCAGUCAACUUUCAAAAUUGGAAGCUCUUGAUUUGUGCCUCUGCUCUAACCUUCAAUCAUUGCCAGAGCUUCCAUUGACUGUGAGAUAUAUAAAUGCUCAAGAAUGUUCUUCCCUAGAACCAUCACCAGCACUGCUAAGACUACGCAAUUUGGCACGACCUUGUUCCCACUUAUAUGGAUAUGAUGAGAGCAGCGGUGGAGUGGCAUUUACAAUAUUGAAUAGUUACCUACAGGGACUCCUUUAUCAAAAAAUGGGAUAUGAAACUUCUACCAAAAGAAAAGAAGAUGGAUCUGGAACCGAAUUUCAGAUAAUUAUUCCCGGAUUUUAUAUUCCGCGGUGGUUUACUCAUAGAAGGUUGGGGAACUCAGUAAGGUUAGAGCUGCCUCCAAAUUGGUGUAAUAGUAGGUGGAUGGGAUUUGCUCUUUGUGCUUUUUUUGAUGCAUUUUUCCCACUUAAAGAUUUUAUUUCUGCAUCUGUGGAUAAAACAUUUGGUCUUAGAGCUCAUGUGAUAGCCCUUGGUGGUGAUAUGCCUCCCAGGCACUAUAGCUCUGACAUUUUCUUUAGGCUGACAUCUGGUGUGUGCCACAUUUGGCUACUGUAUUUGUCUCGUGAUAGUUGGUUUGCCACUGUUGGGAAUGGUGAAUGCAACCAGAUUGAGGUUACAUUGAAAACUAUGGCCCACGUUUGAAUGUGUGGAACUGUGGAGUCAAUUUGGUAUACGAGCAAGAUGUGGAAGAGACUUUAACCAAACAAUUGCACAAUGCGACAGUAGCCACUUCAUUACUUGAGCGGGUUCGGAUGGGGAUGGUGUGCAUGAAUUUGACAAUAACCUAGUGCAUUUUGGAGCUUUUCAAAAGGAAGUUCAAAGAUUCAUCUCUUUUCUAAGCUUUACAUUUGGCGACACGUGUUCAAAACUUGUCAUGUGUCCAGUGGGGUUCUAAACAUAGGAGCAUUGGACCCAAGCCUUAUCCUUUUGGACACAGUUGGGUCUAGUACUCUGAUAAAUUGAACUUGAUAUGAUGAAGACACGUGUCCAAACUUGCCAUGUGCGUGCAUCAUGUUGGGCUCAGUGCUCCUACCUCUUCUGAGUUCACUGGCAUCUACCUCUACAUCAUCAUCAGUUUAAAAAUAACCAAAUGGUCUCAUUGUAAAUAUUACAGGAGGAACAAAAUAGGUUUUUGUACCAGGUAUGGUUAGAGAUGGUUCCAUGGUAGCGUCAACAGCAAUGCAAAAAUUGAAUGUUUAAACUUAAGUGUCACUUUUUUUUAAGGAAAAUCAUUAUUAUUAUUUUGUGGCUGAUGCUUGCAGAGAACUUCAGGAUAUGGACCAGAAUUCGGAGGUUGAAGCUGUACUCUUAGAACAUGUUAGCAAUGACUGGAGCUGCUAAGAAUUUGGACAACACUGCACAACCCAAAUAUCCACUUUCAAUUAAUUGGAGAAAUUAUCUUGCAUUGCUGAUCUUGUAUAAAGACAAGCAAUUUGACUUUGUUACAAAAAAUGAUAAUCAAUAGGAGAAAGUUUGCCUACCUUUACAGUAAAUCUACUCUCACAAAUUAUUUUACAAUUAUUAAGGUGAUAAGUUGUGAACUGUAGAUAAUAAAGUGAUAUUUGUUGUCAGUCCAAAUAAGAACUAGUGGCAUCUU
Molecule: messenger RNA, 2377 nt
Organism: Quercus robur (English oak)
Lineage: Eukaryota; Viridiplantae; Streptophyta; Magnoliopsida; Fagales; Fagaceae
Product: disease resistance protein RPP2B-like
Exons: 3
Coding region: 145-1422 (425 amino acids)
Molecular function (GO): protein binding
Source: RefSeq, a predicted model, not a curated record